Aspergillus versicolor CBS 583.65 is the source of this 1215-nucleotide messenger RNA. RefSeq lists its product as uncharacterized. The transcript is spliced from 5 exons. Gene Ontology annotation, biological process: transmembrane transport. The coding region runs from base 18 to 1016 and encodes 332 amino acids. Lineage: Eukaryota; Fungi; Ascomycota; Eurotiomycetes; Eurotiales; Aspergillaceae. Gene Ontology annotation, cellular component: plasma membrane. Gene Ontology annotation, molecular function: transmembrane transporter activity. The record is from RefSeq and is a predicted model, not a curated record.
GCGCAUACCUCCUCAGCAUGUGGUACAGAAGGUACGAGGCUCAGAAGAGGUACUCAGUAUUUGGAUGCUCCACCAUCCUAGCCGGUGCGUUUGGGGGUCUCCUGGCCAGCGGACUCGGUAAGAUGGAUGGAAUCGGAGGGUAUGGCGGCUGGCGAUGGGUGUUUAUCAUCGAAGGCGCAGCGACCUGCCUUAUGGCGGUGAUAGUAUUCUUUGCAUUGCCGGAUUUCCCGCAGGAUUGCAAGUGGCUUACCCAGAGCGAGUUUGAGUUCCUUCGUGAUAGAGCGGCCCGGGAGAAUGGGACCCUCAGCCCGAGUGCGAGGAUGCGAUGGCUGGACAUCUUGCAUGUGUUCAAGGAUUGGAAGAUAUUCAUUGCGGCACUCAUGCUCUUUGGGCAGGUUGUUAGUAGCUAUGGGUACGCGUAUUUUGCGCCAACUAUUAUCAGAACAUAUGGCUAUGGACCAAUCAAAACGCAGCUAUAUUCGGUCCCUCCAUGGGUUGCCGCCUUCGGAUGCUCCCUGGUAGUUGCAUGUCUAUCAGACUACUUUCGGCACAGAUACAUAUUCGCCCUGGUCUCUAUCAUCAUCUCGAUAAGUGGAUACUGCAUUCUCCUCACCCUCCGUGAGACCGUGCAUCAUAAUGUGCAAUACUUUGCGUUGUUUCUUAUCACCUGCGGCUGCUUCAGCGCCUCUCCGAUAUACCUCUGCUGGUUCGGUAUGAACCUAGGAGGUCGCACGAGGAGAAGCGUGGGCACAGCCUUUCAGCUUGGAAUCGGAAAUAUUGGGGGUAUUGUCGGUACAUACUCGUUCUUGGAGAAGGAUGCUCCGCUCUACCGAAAUGGCUAUACUAUCGGACUCUCUUUCGCGUGCUUCUCAGCCGCUAUGGCUACAGUCUACUUUCUUGGGCUAUGGUACCAGAAUCGACAGCGCGAGCGCAUGCUAGCAGAGGGCGUGGAGGUGACAGCCGAGGAGGAAGACAAACUGGGGGACUUGGCGUGCACGUAUCGCUAUGCGUAUUAAGGGGCAUGAGAUGGACCGGCUUAUUCCAGAUGUUUCAUGUUUUUCUUUGCCAUGAUAUACUCCUGAUUAGCGAUCGGUUGCGUGCGAUUCGGGGAGAAACAGCGCCAAUGCUUGGCCGGGGAUUGGCAGGGACGCUUUCCACAAGGACAAGAGAUGAUCAGCAUCGUAUUCAAGGCCAAUCAGAUUAAAUAUUGCGUCC